Messenger RNA from Neoarthrinium moseri, 1638 nucleotides. RefSeq lists its product as uncharacterized. Bases 1 to 1638 code for a protein of 545 amino acids. The record is from RefSeq and is a predicted model, not a curated record. The transcript has 2 exons. Gene Ontology annotation, cellular component: membrane. NCBI's taxonomy places the organism in Eukaryota, Fungi, Ascomycota, Sordariomycetes, Amphisphaeriales, Apiosporaceae.
AUGUCGCCUGGUAAUGAUCACAUUCCAGACGCAUCGUACCUGGUCUUUGCUGCGCGUGCCAGUGACACCGCAAGGUCUUCGGAGGAAAAUAUGACAAACGACAACAGUGAAUCUGGCCCGGAAGGCUCUGAUAGGACUCUUCGCGACUACGAUGCUGAGAACGGCAUAUCCCACUCGGACCGGCACUAUACCCAGCCGCAUCAGUCUGUCGGGUUCUGGGAUCAUCGCAUGAGUAAAGUUCGAGCACAUGUCCUGCGAUUAUGGGCCCAAACAGUCGUCAUUAUUCUCUGCUUCAUCAUGGCCGUCCUGGCGCUAUAUUGGGCUGUUCUUUUCAGCGUGCAAGACAACAUGCGCUCCUUGACCGUCCAAGUCGUGGACUUUGACGGCCAAGUCGCCCCUUACGAGAAUGUGGAACCUCUCAUAGGCCCGAUGAUAACCAGGUUGGCCCAGCAGACAGUAGACAAGAUUGAAGAGCCCUCACUCGGCUACACCGUGGUCCCGCCCGCGGACUUCGACUACGAUCCUAUCGCAGUCAGGCAGUCAGUGUACGACUACCACAGCUACGCGGCCAUCAUCAUCAAUCCUAAUGCGACGGCGUUACUGACCGAGGCCAUCGCGAGUGGGAACACCACUUACGAUCCCACGGGGGCGAUUCAGAUGAUCCUCUUGUCGGCACGCCAGGAGACGACAUACUCCAACUACAUCGUCCCCCAGUUUGAAACAUUCACCAAGAUGUUCAUGUCCCAGUUCGGGCCCAUGUGGGCGCAGCGCCUCGCGAGCAACGACUCGAUCACCAAGGCGAUGCUGGGCGCGGCGCCGAGCGCCGUGAACCCGGGCGUGUCGCCGCUGACGAUCGACCUGCGGCCGUUCCAGCCGGCGGCGGCGACGCCGUCCGUCACCAUCGGGCUCAUCUACCUGAUCAUCCUGGCCUUCUUCUCCUUCUCCUUCUUCCUGCCCAUCCACCAGAAGUACAUCACGCCGCAGGGCCACCCGCCGCUGCACUUCUGGCAGUUCAUCGUCUGGCGCUGGUUCGCCACCGUCGCGGCCUACGUGCUCAUCUCGCUGGCCUACUCGCUCGUGUCGCUCGCCUUCCAGAUCCCCUUCUGGACGCCGCCGGGCUCGCCCGUCGACGUGGCCUUCAACGCCACGGCCUACGGCCGCGCCUCGUUCGUCGUCUACUGGCUGGUGAACUUUGUCGGCAUGAUCGCGCUGGGGCUGGCCUGCGAGAACGUGGCCAUGAUCGUCGGCCAGCCAUGGACGGCGCUGUGGCUGAUCUUCUGGGUCAUCAGCAACGUGGCGACGGCUUUCUACUCGCUCGACCUGGCGCCUGGCUUCUUCAGGUGGGGCUACGCCUGGCCGCUGCAUAACAUUGUCGAGGCCAGCCGCUCGAUCAUCUUUGACCUACAUUCGAGGAUAGGAUUGAAUGUUGGCAUACUGUUUGCUUGGGUGGCAGUCAAUACCGCUCUGUUCCCCCUGUGUUGCUACUUCCAGCGCUGGAAGAUGGAGCAUGAUAAGAGGGCGGCUGAGAAGGACAAGGACCGAUAUGUCGUGCAGACAGAUGAAGGCGAGAAAGAAUUCUCAAAGAAGCAAGGAACCAAAGCGCCCUUGAUGAAGAGAGGUUUCAUGAGAGGAUUAUAG